GCAUCAAGAUCAGCUGACACACCAAAACAUGGGUGUCAACACGGACGGUGAGAGACUGCCUCGUAUGCAAACUGCACGUUUCCAUCAAGAAGACUGCCUCGUGCUUAGAAUUUGAGACAUACCGAGCAGUGGUCAGCUGAGCAUGAGCAGUAACAAGAUAACAUGGGGGCCGCUUCUGAGGUACCUCUUCCAAAGUGAUACAAAAGUUUAUAAGGAACUGAGUGCCUACCUUGGUCAAGAUGGCUGUCUUACUUCUGAGUGUCAUCUCUUCCUAUCCUCUGAUGCUUGCACCUCUCUCAAAGAGAAGCUGUUGGCUCACCCACAAGAAGCAGCAUGCAUAUUUCAUCAGCUGGUGGCCAGAAGCAAGGAUAUUAAAACUACGAAAGAUGCAGAGCAGAAUGCCUUGUCGUCCAUUGAAGUCACUCAAAGUGAGGAAACGAAGACCAGGAGAGAGUACCAAGAAGCUGGCUGUUUUUCAGAAGAUUGCAGUAACCUGAAAAAACUUUUCAUCGAGUGCUUGGAUCACUGUUUACGAAGAGUUGAGAACCUAGAUGAGAAGUUGCUUAAGGAAGAGGAGGAAUAUUUGGUCUUAGUAAAGAGACAGCAAAAGAGCUUGUCACCUAUGCUAAGUCCUAAGGCAAAAGCUAACCAGAAAACCUUUGAAUCCAUAGAAGUAUCAAGACUUCAAGAAAGAAAACUGACAACAAAUUUGGAGAAAUUAAGACACGAAGAGCUCUUUUACAGGUUACUCUCCCACUCUUGUGAUGUUGAUCUUGCUGCCUUAAGUGAAUUGUUUCCUAGAAUGAUUAGACUUUGUUAUGAGAGAGACUUAUUGCUUCCACACAAAAUACAUGUUUCCCUUCUAACGAGUUCUAAGGAGUUCUUAAAUUUGUUUUGUAAUAAGGAAAAUGAGUACCUCCUUAGCAAGUCUCGAACCAAGAAAUUUGAACAUUUUCAAAGUCUGUUGUCACCCAGCUCCUCUGAUAUAAGAGAAAUAUUUCUUAUCUGUGCUAAAAAUUCAAGACAUAUCCUGCAAAUAUUCUACAAAACGUUAGCGAAUAAACAAGUUGCCGGCAUGCUGGAGAUAGAAACAAAUCCAGAAUAUCAUUGGUUAAUGCCUUUGUGGCCUAUGCUAUUUAUUCAAGCAUUGUCAAAAUCUCAUGACAGAGUGGAGGAUCCUACAUGUGUAGCAGAAGUUUGGGAGAAACAUUCAGAACAUGUUGAUCCAUUGCUUAUAAAGGUGUGUAGUGACCUCAGCCGGGACAUGAGCUUUGUUCGCUGGUGCCUUGCUCGUAAGAGUAGGAUAAAGGCGUUGCCCCUCUUGCAGCUAAUGAGAGACCACUCACCCCUCUAUGCUCUUCACAAAUCACUUCCAAUGAAUACCUUAGUUCCAGAUGAUGUGUUACAAAUCAUUAAGGAACAUUGUAUGGUCAGAGAUUCUAGUGGAAACUUAAGUUCUUCUUGCAAAGAUACUUACAUAGCUUUUUGUAUAUUGUAUCAAGUGUUUGAGGUGAUUGGUGCUGGUAUGCAGUUAGAUAAUAUUGUAGCUGGCUGGCAAGCAAGAGGGAGAUUGUGGGUGGGUAAGAGAGAAGGCAACGUAGUCAAUAGCUUUCAUGAUCGACAAAGCCAUGAAUCAUUUUAUAAGAAGAACAUUGCAGGAAAGCUAGAAUGUGUCAAAAGAAUGCUUAAUGAUUUGCAGCCUCUUGAGUACAGAUUAGAAGUGAUGGAAAACAUAUAUUCGACAAUAUUUGUGAAACAUAGUGAUUUGAGUGAUGAAGGUCAGAGCGAGUCUGGCGGGGAGGAAGGGGACUUUGAGCGAUCUUAUGUCUCUCGUCAAACUGAUGUAGACAGUUUAGCAAGUACUUCGCAAACUACAACUUCCCAAAGACCUAAUUCACCUAGGAAGUCAAACUCUACUUCUCUUGGCACACCAGAUAAAGAUGGAGAUACCAAAAAAAAUAAAGAACUAAAUUUUUCUGAUUAUGUUGUGAUAGAUGAUAAUUUUUUAGUAGAAGGAGCUCAUUAUUCAAGCAAAGCAUCUAACAUUAGCAGUGUAUCAGGAGAUGAUGGGCAAAGCGUCUCUGCUUCAAGAGACUGCAAGGAGAAAAACUUGCUUCAUGCUACUGACACUCCAGCAAACAUAACCCAGUCUAUAUCAUCAUGUAUAUCGGCAGCAUCUGAACAGGUGACGUGGGCCACGUAUCAACAGGGUUCACAGAGUGGCCAAGCGGGUAAUCCCCAAAGCAGCUGUGCUAUGAGUGGGAAAAGUACUACGUCUAGCUUGAGUGAACUACCCCGCACAGGAUACAUAAUAAAUGCUUUAGUAGCAUGGGAUAUACUGUUACUUCUCCGGGAUACUAUUCUAACACUCUCUGCUAGGUCAUUUGCAGAAAGUGCCCAGCAGUCUCAACUUCUAGGGAGUUCCUCAAAACAAUCUUUUCAGAAUCGCUCCAACUACCUCUCACGUUGUGUCAAUGAAGGCUUGUGGCGAUUGCAGAUAAUGACUCCUAGUACUCAUACAUUUGCCUCUUCUGAUGUAUUUAAUGAGUUUUUAGAUGGAACACUUCUCUCUAAUACAACUAACUGUAUGAGGUAUGAAAAACCUUCCAGCUCGUCUAAAGAAAUGGGUUCCUCUCAAGGGGGCAAAAAGAGGCCUGCAAAAGACAAAGAUCCAGUAGAGGUUGGAGGAGGCUCAUCGGAAUAUAAAAGUAUUCUAAAUUUUUUAUUUGCUCCUACACCAAGCCUUAUCACACUAGCAUUGACAAAUGGUAAUGUGGAAAGGAUAAAUCAGAUAUUCCAGACAUAUCGAAUUUCAGACACUACCACAGAGAAGCGCGAGGCUUGUUUAGCAAUGCGUCUUAAUGAGUUAAGGCCUAAAUUGUCAACUGCAAAUCAAAGGUCUGGACGAUUAAAGGAGGCGAGAAUGAUGCAGGCAGGUGGUAAUUCAAAGAAUAUGCUCCAAAAUAUUGGAAUGCUUGCUCGUGAAGGCUCUGCACAAGUAGGGGCAACUAAUCUGAUAUAUGAUUUAAUAACCUCUUCUCCACCUCCCAUUCCGAAAGGAAUGCCAGAAGCUGCUGCAGAGACUGGCUGUUCUGUAAUGGCAUCAUUCUUGACGCCACAAGCCCUAGUAUUAUCAGAUCUGGCUCUGACAGUGGAUGUAAGUCAGACCACAGCCACAUACCUCAUAGAGCAGGCUCUCCAAAGACAACUGGCUUAUAAUUCUAUCCAUGUUAUGCAAAAAGAAACACAUGGAGGUAUACAGGGCUAUGUUCCAUUAUUGCAGCAGAUGGGAUCUACUUGUAGCACUAUUAUUCAGAUGAGCCAAUCGGAAAAUGAAGACAAACUGGCAACUGGCAGCGGAGACAUCUCGGAAAAUAUUCCUUUUCAUUUGUCUUCCCUCUCUGCAACACCAUAUUCCUUAUUGGUUACAUUUCUUCCUUUAAAAGAUACUGAUUUAAAGAAUUACAUUCAAGGUUGGUCCAAGGUUAUUGCAAGUAUUUCAUCAGCCCAAGAAGCUUUGGUCAUAUGCAAUAUACCAAAAAGCCAAGAGGCUUCAAAUGUUUGGAGCAAGACUCAAAUGACCCAAAUGCAUCUCUCGUACAAAAUGUUGCUUCAUGUGUUGAAUGAAGAAGCUCCUCAUUUUCAUUUAAGUUGUGUUCGAGAUAAAUUAAACGGUAAGAUGGGAGCAUUUCUUAGGUCUUUUUAUCAGUAUCUGCAACUUUUAUCAGCUAUGGUUACUCAACAUGCAGAGCAACGUUUGCAAAAAACUAGAGGUAACUAUUUCUGUCUUUUGACGCAAAGACCUGUUCAUAUUCUGGGUUCUCUGAUGUUUCAGAAAGGUGUUGACCCAGUCAAAUUAGAGCCAAUAGCAUCAAGAAUGAAACUGAAUUUAACAACAAUGAUUCUCCAGUACUGCUGUCCAAAGUUUAAAAUACCCAAAGGAAAUUUAUGUAGGAGAAUAAUGUAUGGUACUGAAAAGAACAAAGCUGAGAAGCUUGGGUUCCAAGUGUUGCAAGAGCGAGUCAUAAUGAAUGGUAGUGCAAUGCACACUCGGGCAGGUGUAUAUGGGGAAGUUGUUGUCCGGGACAUCCUCACAGCAAUUUUAGUUGGCCUUCAUGAAACCAUUCAGGCUGUUGCACUAACAUCUAAGGCUAACCAUAAAGCUGUGAUAUUAAAUGAUGACACAGCUCCAAAUGCUCUUUCAUCAGUAGAUGUUCAAAUGGCACUUAAAGAUGCAUCUAAUCUUGCUGCUGUAGCUUUUGACAAAAUGGUGCCUGGUAAUGAAGCUAUUGUAUUUUUUAUUAAUUUGGCUAACCUAAUGUACAUUCAUGCUGGUAUACUUAAUCAUAUAUUGUAUCCAUGUGAUAAAGUAACAUCCAAAUCAAGAGGGUUGUUCUCAAAACAUCAACUUGAACGUAUAAUGGCAAUGAAGCGACUUGGGUAUGUAGUUGGUCAGCUUGGAUUUCUUUCUUUAUAUGAUGUUCUCUAUAAUAUACUUCCACUUCAAAAUCCACUUUCCAGUAUCUUAAUUCAGAAUGAUGCAGAAUUCAAAAUAAGCAUGUGUGAGAGUGAUUUGAUUUACAGUAGAGAGCAGACUUGUAAAAGGGCCGUCUUGCUUCAGAAUUCAGAGCUCUUGAUAAAUUUACCAUCCAAAGUCAGUUAUUGCAUCACACAGGGGACACCUGUCUCUCCUCGUGUACAAGUACUAUAUGCAGAUAGAAUGGAGGAGCAGAUUGAUGUGGCAUUACAUGAGCACUUGAAGCUGUUUCUUGUGAUCCAAGAUGGGAGGAGGCUGCAUAAAAAUUUGGAUCCGAGCCAGGAGUCUAGUGAUAAUGCUGGGCAUAAAAAGGUCAAUAUAUUAGCUUCCAGGACAUUUCUGAAUUACUUGGCUCACCAUUCACAUGAUCUUCGUGGUUGUAUUCGUUCACUGCAGGAAAAUGCUCCCGAAGAACUCGUUACUACACUGAAGAGACUGGAAUCUGAAUUUUCAAAAAAACAUAAGCGCGAUAUAAAUGUUUUUGAUAGAACUGAGGAGAAGGGUAUAGUUCUGGAGUUCAUAGAGUCAUUUGAUGAGAAGUCUGAGAGCACAGUAUUUGACAUACCUGAAGUGAGUAGCUUGCCUGCACCGUCAGACGAUUUGCCUUGGUUACCCGUUAAAGUCCCAUAUGCUGUUCUGACUCAUCUGCGAAAACAGUGCCCUCUUUUAGCUUUUAUUGUACAAGCAUUUAAUAGUACUGCAGAAAUGCAUAAGAUGAAUAUUCAGGCUUGGACUGAUGAUGCUGCAGACACAUGGCUUAAUAUUUUGUAUCCACCCUCAAUGGGAGUCAAACCGCCUGCUGAAGAAACUAAAGUUUUUCGGCCCAUUAGAAACCUGUUUUCAGUCGACAGACACAAAACAUUGGCAAGAAUAUUUGGGGGUAAUAAAGUGACAUUAGCGCUCUCGCAAGAACUAGAGGUUUCUAUCAUUUGGGACCUUGCUGAUGAUCUGCUAGGAAGUGGUGCCAUUACCAAGGAGUAUUCCUCUCGGCUGCUCCAACAUGUGACAGUGUUGGUGACAGGACUGCAAGCGCUCUCUUCAAGUACUAUGGAGAAGCAUCCUGAUGUUAAAAGACUUCUGGAUCAUCUUUUGGUAUUCCUGGUACAAGAAACAGAUUCUGAAGCUGACCCUGCCCCAUGGAUGUAUGCCAGCCGAAUAAAAGACAGUGAUAUGCGGUAUAAAAUUGUUAUGGAAUUUCACAGGAAAUGGCCAGUUUUACCAGCCAUUGACCUCUUGACUUUGGUGGCACAUGAUUCCCAGGUCACAGUCAGUCAGCAGGAGCAUGCUAAGAAACGGGCAGAACAAAUUGCAGUGUAUGAUAAAAUCCUCAUGAUGGGUAACCCAUCACACGAGUCUUGGCAGGAAGUGGAACGCUUGUGCACAGAGGAGCCAGAGGAGCUUCUUCAAUACCUAAUUCAGAAAAAGCAGUUCAAAUUAGGUGUUGAAUGGGCAGACUAUCACGAUGGUAGUGCUGAGCUGCGCCGCCUGGUUGAUCAGAGCUACCUCAUGGAUUUGUUGGAUAAAACCACCCCUGACGACAAUACUGCUCUCGAUGCUCUGAAUGCUCUCAAUAUUAAUGAUCUAAUAAUAGUAGUGCAGAACCUCUUGCAGAGGCUGUCAAAUAUCCCAACCCGAAGAUUCUUGAUUGAGGUAUUUCUAAAGAGAAUUUACUCCUCAGAUGUGAUUUCUUUGUCUAAUGAAAAUAGUGGCAUUGCAAAAAACAGUAAAGACUCUAUACAUAGAAAUGAACAAAAAUAUCCUAAUAUUGAAGAGGGAAAUUUUAAAGAUGUUUCUUCUCAUGGAAUUGUUUCUUAUGUUGCAAGCCUACAACAUGAAGUAAUGGGACUUAUUUUGGUUGAGGAUGUUGCACCACCCGCAGCAGACAGGUUCCAGCUGAGCCAUUUAGCGUUAGCCCCACAUCUCAUAAUAGAGCAGUGGCUGAUGAAUGUCAAAUUAGAAGCUGUAGAGAAGUCCAUUAAGGUGCUGACUCCGCAUCUAAACAUGGUGGGUUCACUGAUGCCCAAUGCUGAUUAUUCACAAGAUUUUGGAAUUUCAUUUUCAAUGGAUAGCAUAGCUGUUCAACCAAGAGAUAUAAAGGGCUUGAGUUGGGAUGUUUUUAACUGGCUCUUGGAAGUUUAUGCAGCCAAAGCUCUUGAUACCACUGGUGUACAGUUGGCUCUUAAGCCUCAUUUAAUUAGUGAAAAGUCAAAGAGAAAAUUUGUAAUGCCAGCCCAGCCUCCCGAAAGGCAUGAAUGGGUGCCAGAUGCUGAGGUAAGGCAAUGCCCUGUAUGCGAGGUAGCUAUUUUCUCAAUGUUUUGCCGCCGGCACCACUGUCGGCGUUGUGGACGUGUUGUUUGCAGUUCAUGUUCUCGGCACAAAAAUGUUGUUCAAGGCUAUGAUAAUUUACUGGUUAGAGUUUGCUCUGAGUGUUAUCAACAGACAAAAGAAAUUAAUUUGCAUGAUUAUAUUCAAGUUAGGCCACUAGGAGAUGGCACUUUUGAUACUUUAUCACAAAGUUCAGAUGAACAAGUUGCUCGUGGAGAAUGUUCUUGGGCCAGUGACCCUGAAGGAGGCUGGUAUUUGUCAACAGACACUCAUAACAAUAGUUUAAUACGCCUGGAAUUCUGCUAUGAUUAUGCGCCAUCGCUGAGCCUGUGCCUUGCUAUAUUGGCUCUCCACCAAGAUCACAAAAGGGCAGCAAUCUGUAUUGUCAGAUUAUGUCAUCACUUAUUUUCCCUCGUUAUAUCAUCAUUAAGAAUAUCAAGUUCAGAAACUGAUCAUACUUUUUUGCUAUCUAUGAUACAGACGCUCUUGACCUCAUCCAAAAUACGGUUUGGAAAUGUCGGUGAACAUCAAGGCAUUGGACUUUGUGAAUAUUACACUCAGUGGGUGGAUUUGCUCUCCAUUUUAUUAAAGGCAAACUGUGAUGACAUUAUUCCCCUUGACGCUUUGGAAAAUAUGCUUAUAAUUGGAAAUUUGCACCAACAGAGUUUAGUAGAAGAGAAAGCUGUUCAGGCUGACUUGGACAAACAUUUGAAGCAAGAAUUCUCCUACAUGAGAAAACUGCGCAACACACUUGUCAAGAAGCAGAUGUGGGAAUUAGCCCUUGAUGUCUCGACCAAAGCAGGACUGGAAACUAAUGGAGUGUGGGGAGCAUGGGCCCUGGCCUCUCUCAAGGCUGGCGAUUACCCUGGAGCUCGAGAACGAUUUUCUCGAGUUCUUGAAAGGCCCACUGACAAAAAUAGGGCCUGCAACUCAUCGUUAUUACCCGAGAUCAUCAAGUAUCUUGAAAGUAACCCUUUCCAAGUAGAUGAACAAGUAAUUAACCAAGCAGACCGUAGCCGAUCAGUCAUCAUGCUCAGUGAUCAAUCUAAGCUUCCUCCAUCACAAGCCCUUGUGGUACUUCAUAGUCUCAAGAAUCUUAGCAAAAUUGCACAAGGUAAUUUGACUUGUAAAGAUACUCCUCGACAAGUAUUUUAUGGCCCUAGAAAUAAAAAGGCAGAUACAUCAAGAAUUCAAUCUACAUUUCAAACCGAGUGUAAAUAUUAUCUUAGUUUGUAUGGGAAUCAUUCCAUGACCAUUCAGUAUUUUAUGAGAAAUAGGCAAAUGAAAGAGUGUGUAGAGUACUUGCUUGUCGAAGAUAUACCUUUGGAGGUCUUCAUUGAUAAUGUUUUAGUUCCUUGCCUGAGAUGCGGUCAUCUUGACCAUCUUAUGAGAUGUCUUUAUGCAUCGGAUCCUCAUAUGGAAAAAUGGGCGAAGUUGAUGUUUGGAGGUUGUCGGUGGCUGGAGCGACGGGGUUGGUGGAACUGUCUCUUGACUUUGCAAGAAGCUUUGGGUGACAGACUAAGAGCAGCCAUGACCCUUCUGAGAAUGUAUAGUGAUGAUGUUAAUAGUUAUACAGCACUUGCAAGCAGAUCUAGCUGUGUAACAGUGGCAUUAGGACACCUUCAAUCUUACUUGGAUAGCCAGACUUUGUAUAAUUCCAGCACAAAGAGAAAAAAAUUAAUUCUAGACAUGUCUCCCUGGCAUGUCAAUCAGAACAUCAAUAUGCUAACUUUGCAAGCUGAUGUCACCAAGUUUCUUGCAGGCAAUGAAUCAAAAGGACACAUCAGUACAGAUCUUUUGGAAAAGCUUUAUGACAUGGAAGUUCUAAAAAGCCGAUGCUUACCAACUCUAUUAAUAAAUAAUGAGGAGCGAUUAGCAACAGCAAUACUUGUAAUAUGUGGAGCUCAGAUUUUGGCCGAUGGUUUGAACCUUGCAUAUAGGAUAGUGGAGAGAAGUGAACUGCCUGUAGAAAAGCUGUUGACAAUAUGUUGUCAGUUACUGAUGCAGAAAGAUAAAUUAAAUGAGGUGAGCCUUGUGGUGAGGGGAAUACAAGAGUGGGAAGCACUGACACCAGAGGCAGUAGAUGCUGCCUUACAGCCAGUUCUUCACACAGUUGCAACUAACAAUCAGAAUAACUACCUAGAUACUCUCGUCAAGCUUCUCUCCAGCGAUAAGGCCAAGAUGGAAGCUUUCAUUGAAUGUGGCCGUCUGAAAUCAGCCUACCUGGUGGCAGUGCAUUGUGGGCGGCAUGAAGACGUCAAGCGGGUCCAAGAGAUGGCCCGGCGUGGCGGCCAGAUGCACAUAGUAGCCAUGUGCAGUAAAUGGCUCUCUAAUUCUUACAAAGCUAUGUCUACAUGCUGAUAUUUGGGGAUUGUUGAUGAAGUGUUACUGAUAGGUCCUGCAGGGAGUAUAUGAUUCUAAUGAUGAUGAUAAGGUCCAUGUGACGUGUGUUGUGUACUCAGAAUUAAUGUGUGCUGUAAGGUAAAAUAACAUGAGUGCUAAAUCUGAAGUCUGAGCAUAUUUUAUACGAAGUGAUUCUUAAGUUACCAUUAUGACCAUCUGAUUUUAGCACCUUCUUUAACCACUAAACUGCGCAAAAUGUCAUAUGAAGUGUGACAUUGAGCUCAGUUUCUUAAAUUUUCUGAAACUCUUUCAAAUGUUUUGUGCAUAAUCUACUAAGCAAAUGCUCCAACUUUGUCUAAAUGAUACCGGUGUAACUUGAAAAACAAGAAAAUAAAAAAUAAUUA
Messenger RNA from Procambarus clarkii (red swamp crayfish), 9609 nucleotides. It is a transcript of the gene Sptz, whose product is annotated as zinc finger FYVE-type containing 26 spastizin. NCBI's taxonomy places the organism in Eukaryota, Metazoa, Arthropoda, Malacostraca, Decapoda, Cambaridae. Gene Ontology annotation, cellular component: lysosomal membrane; midbody; centrosome. Gene Ontology annotation, biological process: regulation of cytokinesis; mitotic cytokinesis; double-strand break repair via homologous recombination. The record is from RefSeq and is a predicted model, not a curated record. Gene Ontology annotation, molecular function: phosphatidylinositol-3-phosphate binding; metal ion binding.